AUGACUUACACUACUCGUCAAAUCGGUGCCGCUAACACGUUGGACUUCAAGGUGUUUAUCGAGAAAGAUGGCAAGCCAGUGUCCCCCUUUCAUGAUAUCCCUUUGUAUGCGAACAAAGAGAAGAAUAUUUUGAAUAUGAUUGUGGAGGUCCCAAGAUGGACUAAUGCCAAAUUGGAAAUCUCAAAAGAACUUCCCUUGAACCCCAUCAUUCAGGACACCAAAAAAGGGAAAUUACGGUUUGUUCGCAAUUGCUUUCCUCAUCAUGGGUACAUCCACAAUUACGGUGCCUUUCCACAAACUUGGGAGGACCCCAAUCAAACCCACCCUGAAACGAAGGCCAAGGGUGAUAACGAUCCAUUAGACGUGUGCGAGAUCGGUGAACAGGUUGCUACUGUGGGGCAAGUCAAGCAGGUGAAGGUUUUGGGAGUUAUGGCCCUAUUGGACGAAGGUGAGACUGAUUGGAAAGUCAUUGUUAUCGACGUGAACGACCCAUUGGCUCCUAAGUUGAACGAUAUUGAAGAUGUAGAGACUCAUUUACCAGGUUUAUUAAGAGCGACAAAUGAGUGGUUCAGAAUUUACAAAAUUCCCGACGGCAAGCCGGAAAAUCAAUUUGCUUUCUCUGGUGAAUGCAAAAAUAAGAAGUAUGCCAACGAAGUAAUUGCAGAAUGCGCUGAAGCCUGGGACAGAUUAAUCAAAGGCACAACUGACGCUGGGAAAAUUAGUUUGACGAACACCACUUUGUCCACGACUCACUCUUUCGUCGAGUCCGUUGAUAUUCCAAAGCACUCACCACAGGAAGCAGCCCCAAUUGACAAAUCUAUUGAUAAGUGGUUUUUUAUUUCUGGUGCUCACUAA
Molecule: messenger RNA, 855 nt
Organism: Candidozyma auris
Lineage: Eukaryota; Fungi; Ascomycota; Pichiomycetes; Serinales; Metschnikowiaceae
Gene: IPP1
Product: inorganic diphosphatase IPP1
Exons: 1
Coding region: 1-855 (284 amino acids)
Biological process (GO): phosphate-containing compound metabolic process
Cellular component (GO): cytoplasm; nucleus
Molecular function (GO): magnesium ion binding; inorganic diphosphate phosphatase activity
Source: RefSeq, a predicted model, not a curated record